UUUUACUUAUUUCACAGAGAGUGGUGCGAAGCCGAGACUGAUGACAUGCCAUUGUUGCUAAAAAAGUAAAAAAAGUUACACACAAAUUCAAUAUAAAAUCUAAAGUGACUGGGAAAAGUACUUGUUUUUGACUUAAAUCAACGACUGAAGACCAGGAGUUUCACCCAUGCUGAAAGGCAUUUGCUUGGUUCGUCUCGUGCCAUAGAUUACAAAUCAUCACCAUGGAUAGUCAACUUCCCACAAAGGCUAUACCGGAGGAUGUUUUAGACUCACUCUGCAGUCGAUUCCUUAUCAACAUUCCAACUGAGGAAAGGAAUAACAUGAUUAGAGUGUUCUUCCAGAUUGAGCUGGCGCACUGGUUCUACAUUGACUUCUACAAGGCUGAAAAGCAUUUCCUGCCUGGAUGCAGCAUCAAGGAGUUCUCCAAAGCUAUCUUCAGGCAUUGUCCCUUCCUUACUGAGUACAUGGCUCAACUAGAUGAACACUUUGCCAAAUGGAAGGAGUAUAAAAAGAGUGUACCGACAUACGGCGCCAUUAUGGUUGAUGAGACACUACAGAAUGUGUUGGAGGAGACAGGAUUUGACAUCUCAGGACUGAUUGAAGAGGAAUAUAUUGAAGCUACAUUUAAUGAGCAACUAGCAAGGCUGUAUGUUGUGACUAAUGUUCCGGUGGAAACUGACUUUAAACCAAAGACGAGGGGAGAGAUUAAGGAUGUAAAAUGGUUUCAUGUCGAUGACCUUCCAACCCAUAAGAAAGAUAAUGCACCAAAGGUCAACCUGGGUUUGAACCCUAACAAUUUCUUCAUGGCCAUUCCCUACAUGAGAACACUGAAGAAGAAACUUGCCAAGCGGAGAGGACAGAAAGAUAUCUCAACGAUGGAAUCCCCUUUUGAAGCUCUUACGAAGUACGCCCAACCCAACCAGCCAACUGCAGGGCCAAUUAUGCUGCCACAGAACAAUCCAAACACGAAGAAGAAGGCGUCAGCUAGCCCUACCAUGAAUGGUGCCGAUAACAAAAACAAAACGAAACAACAGAGGGUGUUCUCGAGUCAGAACCAGAGCCAAAUGGAUCUCUUCAUGCGGUUCAAGGAUCCACAGCAAGAGUUCAUAAAUAGGAAGCAGGAAUACCAGCGAGAAGGUUCUCCUGGUGUUACACAGGGCCAAGGGAACCGGGGAAAGGGGCAAGUUAAUGGGACCACCAGUCCACAGAAGCAGUAUCAUAUACUGACCAGAAAUCAAGGAAGAACUGUCAAUGACUUAACCACUGAUUCAGCAAUCUUGUCCAAUGGAGACCAAUACAACAAAAGGCAAAAGUUCAGCGUGCCUGCAUUUGUGAGCUUUAAAUUGGACCCUACAGCCAUUAUGAAGGCUUUUGAAAUAGGGCUGAGUGGCAGAGGUAGCAUCCGGUAAAAUGCCAAGGGCCCACCAGCCAUUCGAUCAUCAGGAACCUUGUUGGGGGAACAACUACUGGAAGUUUGAACUAAGUCGUCAGGAAUGCACAGUCCUGUUUUGAGUAGUGACCUUUUGCUCCCCAUCUGCAUGAUACAACAUGCGGUACUUGGAAAUUCUGACACUGUUUUGUGAUGGACACACACGAGAAUGAAGGAGCCAGCAAGGCUACUUGAAGGCUUGUUCCAAGAAUGUUGCUUCACACACAAGGGAGAACUGUGUUUAUUUGGCAAUUAUGUACUUGGCAGUUAUAAAUCUGGUUUUCAACACUUUGGAAGUCCAAUUUCAACAUUUGUACCUGAGCUGUGCAAUUUGCGUUUUAGGUGACACUCGCACCUUCUCCCAAAAAUGGCAGGCCAUGAGCAGAGUCAACAGAUUGUGGUCUGACGUCAGUGCUAGGGAUCUACAUGUAGUGGAAAAGGCCUGUAAUCCCAUACCUCAAGCACAGCAGCUCUUGUUUGUAUCAAAGAAACAGCCUUAUAACUGAACAAAAUAACAAUACUUGCCAUUUCACCGUUAUGUAGGAAACAAUGGAGGACUUUCGGGACGCUAGGUGGCAGCAGACUGACCAGGUAAAUCCAUUGUUCUUGAUACAGUGCGCAUGCUCAGAACUAGGUAA
Asterias rubens (European starfish) is the source of this 2067-nucleotide messenger RNA. RefSeq names its product m7GpppN-mRNA hydrolase-like. Gene Ontology annotation, biological process: deadenylation-dependent decapping of nuclear-transcribed mRNA; nuclear-transcribed mRNA catabolic process, nonsense-mediated decay. The record is from RefSeq and is a predicted model, not a curated record. NCBI's taxonomy places the organism in Eukaryota, Metazoa, Echinodermata, Asteroidea, Forcipulatida, Asteriidae. Gene Ontology annotation, molecular function: manganese ion binding; 5'-(N(7)-methylguanosine 5'-triphospho)-[mRNA] hydrolase activity; RNA binding. Gene Ontology annotation, cellular component: P-body; cytoplasm.